Messenger RNA from Ixodes scapularis (black-legged tick), 2986 nucleotides. RefSeq names its product mutS protein homolog 4. Gene Ontology annotation, cellular component: nucleus. NCBI's taxonomy places the organism in Eukaryota, Metazoa, Arthropoda, Arachnida, Ixodida, Ixodidae. Gene Ontology annotation, molecular function: ATP binding; mismatched DNA binding; ATP-dependent DNA damage sensor activity. Gene Ontology annotation, biological process: mismatch repair; reciprocal meiotic recombination. The transcript is spliced from 23 exons. The record is from RefSeq and is a predicted model, not a curated record. The coding region runs from base 162 to 2747 and encodes 861 amino acids.
GCAGUAGAAGCAGUAGAAGCGGUAGCAGAAGGCGCGAAAGGCGAAACAGAAGUCGGACGUGUCGUUGGAGUUGUAGGUGGUAGCAACUGCCCGCUCGAGUCACGUUCAUCCCGUUAGCAGGAGCGCCCGUUUCGUUUUGGCGAUAUUCGGCCAGUCUUCCAAUGUCCAAGCACACUGCUGCAAGCUCGUCGCUCAACUUCAACGCGAUUUUCGACCCGUCUACAAGCGGGAGCGGCGUGUUGGCGGGCCAAACCUUGAGACUGGGAGCCGGUCGUGGAAGGAAUGCCAAGGCAACUACGUCGACAUUGGGCCCCAGACGUCGUACGACGACUACAACAACAAGCUCCGAGGCAGUCUCGAAAACUGUCGUCGUUGCCCUGGUGGAGGGGCGUGGCGUGGCGAGGGGAGAAGUGGGCCUGGCUUCGUUCGACCUGCGUUGUCCGACUCUGGUGGUGGCACAGUUUCAGGACGACCAAAACUACACCAACACCCUGAUGAGGCUGCAGAUCCUGGAACCUAAAGAGUUGUUGGUGCCCAAGACAGCGUUGGAGCCCCACUCCAUGGGGGAGUUGGUGCAGCUGCUUCGCAAGGAACUUCCGAUGAUCACUGUGGUUCCCCUUGACCGGCGCCUGUUCAACGACUCUGCAGGCAUUGAGUAUGUCCGCAAUCUCUGCGUGCCGGAGUACAGCUCCAUCGAGACAGAGGUCGUUAACAAGUACUAUGGGCUGUCUGCCGUCGCAGCACUGGUGCAGUAUGUGGAAGGAAUGCAGAACGUAACCUGCACCCCACACUCCAUCAAGAUCAUCUUCAACUCGGGCAAGGGAGUCACUCGCCUUGACUGCACGACUGUGCGUGAGCUGGAGCUGCUGGUGAACAAGAUGGCUCCCCGGAGUGGCGCCUCGCUAUUCGGCAUACUGAACCACACCAGGACGCCUGGUGGAGCACGCCUGCUGCGGGUGAAUGUACUGCAGCCACCCUGCGACAAAGAUGCGGUGGCGCAGCGCCAGCAAGCGGUGCGGGAAAUCCUGGACGAGGAGGAGUUCUUCUACGGGCUUCAGUUCCUGCUGGACAAGAUGGUGGACCUGGAGCCCCUGCUGGGGUUCCUGGUGCAGGUGCCCCGGGUGGAGACACAGCACUCGAUGGAGCUGCGCAUCCAGAGCUGCCUCUCCCUCCGCCAACUGCUCGAGUGCGUCGAGCCCCUCAGGCUCCUUCUGUCCAAGGCAGGCCCAGACAGCCUGCUGGCACGCUACGCCUCUGACCUGCAAAACGAUCGCUAUGCUCGGCUGGGCGAAGUCGCCGGCGUGGUGACCCAUAGCAACGUGAAAUACCGCAGGGACUCGUGGCAGAAGGUGCUCCAGCUCUGCGAUGCUAUAAAGCCAGACGUCAACGGCCUCCUGGACAUUGCCCGGAGGACCUUUUCGGAGACCUACCAGGACAUUCAAGACCUGGUGGAGAAGGAACUGGCUGAGGAACUCCAGCUGCCAGUGAAGCUGGCUUACUCCACCACACGAGGCCUCUAUGCUCGGCUGCUUUAUAAGGGACAGCCGCCGGUCCUGCCGGACACGUGUGUCAUGGUGGCCGCCACUAAGACCUUCCUGUCCUUCACCACUGACCGCCUGGUCAGGAUGAAUGAACGGGCUCGCGGAGCCAUCCACGAGGUUUCUCGCCUGAGCAGCAAGGUGCUGGAAUCGGUGGUGGCAGAGGUGGUGGCCAACGUUGGCUGCCUCUACAAGCUGGCCGAGGUGGUCUCUAACGUGGACUUCCUGCACUCCCUCACUGAGGCCUGUACCUUGGAAGAGUAUGUACGCCCAGAGUUCACGGACACCUUGUGCAUCACUGCGGGCCACCACCCUAUUCUGGACAGUGUGGGCAAGGAGACCUCUGUGCCCAAUGAUACGUUCAUGCAUUCUUACAGCAACUGCUGCAUCAUCACCGGACCUAACAUGAGCGGCAAGUCGACGUACCUCAAGCAAGUGGCUGUACUUCAGACGAUGGCCCAGAUGGGCUCUUUUGUGCCCGCCAAGUACGCCUCCUUCCGCAUGGCAGACCAAAUCUUUGUGCAUGCGGGCCACAAAGAAGACAUGGAGACCAACACUUCCACUUUCCUGAUGGAGAUGCGCUCUGCCAGCUACAUCCUCCAGAAUUUCACGGACAGCUCCCUGGUGGUCAUCGACGAGCUCGGCAGGGGCACAAGCGAGGAGGAAGGUGCUGCCAUUUGCAUGGCCAUCACUGAGAAACUCAUGGAUUCAGAUGCAUUUGUGAUCCUGGCCACCCACUUUGACCUGAUGACCCAGAUGGAGUCCAUGUACCGUAACGUCACCAAUUUCCACAUGCAGGUCGAGACUGAGGAAAACGAGGGAUGCUUGAAGCUGCAGUGCACCCAUCGACUUGCCAAGGGAGCAUGCAUGGACCGCAAAUAUGGUCUCAAGCUUGCCGAGAUCUCCAACAUCCCAGCUCCCAUCGUGGCCAGGGCAGCCCAAGUCUCGGACCAGAUAUGUGCCGCUUUCCCAGCAUUCAGCCACGACAAUCCAGAACUGUGGAAACUGGAGCGAGCGGAGCUGGAACUCGGUGGCAAGCUGAAGAUGCUGGCCAAGCACUGCAAGCUGAGUCGGCCCCAACGACACGCCCACCUACUCGAGCUGCAAGCGGAAGCGCAGCGCUUACGGGCCUGGAAGCAAGCACUGCUCGACACAUCAACCAGUGCCCCACAAGCAGCAUCUGACUCGACGAUGGGUUCGGAAGAGUGAUCCGUUUCCGAGAACAGCCUUUUUUCAAACGAGCACCUCAGGUUAUUUGUCUAUUUGUUUAUUUAUUUAUUUGCUUAUAUUGACAGCCAGGUCGGGCUUCGGUUGUUUCCUUGUAUAAAGACAUCAGUCAUUGCUCGUUAAUUUAGCUUGUAUUUCUGCCAUCACUGCUCUACAAACUGAAGGACUGUCUGCUAUAAAACACUAAGUUCAUUUGGUUUUCCUUCAAAGAACUGUCUGCU